CUAAAUACACCUACCGCCUCAAAAGAGAAGCGCCCAAAGUCAUGCCGCCUUUGGAGAAUUCUCGGAGACUUUUCGCGUUAGGAAACAUAUCUUGUACCUCUAUCGUGUCCCGGUAUGAAGCGAGAUACGACGGUAUAACCGAAAUACCUACCCGCUGCGCGAUGGAACCGCACGGACCAUAUUUUAUGGUGAUGUGACAUUUGUUUCUGUUUGGUUGAUCCGUCGGUGCAUCCCGAAAUCAUGACAAAGAUAGAUUUUGUUAAAGUCAUAAACUUCUAUACUAUCCAACGCUGGCUGCGCUGUGUAUGGAGCUUUGUAUUCGCUUAAUAUCGACAUGAUGAAUAGAGUAGUCGAAGAACGAAGAAAGUCUCGAAAAUAUGAUAUCCUCCUACUCGGAGCUACCGGGUACACCGGGUUAUUGACCGCUGAGUAUAUUGUUCGGCAUCUUCCCGUUGAUCUGAAAUGGGCCAUUGCUGGUCGGUCAAAGUCCAAGCUGGAAGGUCUCUCUAGCAAGCUCAAAGACCUAGACCCAGAGCGCGUACAACCAGGUAAGCAAUCACUUACGACUCCGCUUCGCUACACCCAUCAUACCGAAUCAACUAAGAAGAAUCAUAUAGAAAUUGAGGUAGUUGAAUUUGAUGAUCUCACUCAACUCGGUUCCGUUGUUAAGAACAGCAAAGUCUGUAUUAGUGUAGUCUUAUACUGGCAAGUUGGAGAAGUCGUUGUAAAAUCUUGCAUCGAGAACGGCACAGAUUACAUCGACGUGGCUGGAGACAUACCACUACUGCGUACGUUCAUCGACAGAUACCACGAUGCGGCUGUAAAUGCUAGCAUUGCCUUAAUUCACCUCUGUGGAGUAUUUUCUGGGCCACAGGAUCUUCUCACCUGGGCUGCAGCGCGGGAGUUGGCGCAGAAGACGUCUCUGAAAACGAAGGAAUUGGUUUUUUCCAUAACAGAAUUCGAGGCUGGUAUGAGUGGUGGCACGGCCAGUUCAUUGUUAGCUGAGAGCACUCAUGACCCCCGUGUUGUUGAGGAAGCAAAACAACCAUGGGUGCUGUCACCCAUUAAGAGACCAAAGACUCCUACACCCGCCGAUUUUCUCGGCAUGCGUAAGGAUCCAACCCUCGGUUUGUUGUCCGCGUCAUCAUUUGGUGCUAUAGAGAACCGGGCAUUGGUGCACAGGACAUGGGCUCUAUUACAAGAUACAGACCAAGGUUACGGGCCAAACUUUCGGUACAAUGAGUACAUCAAAGUUUCUUCCGCAGCAGAUGGAUUGUUGCACAUACUGACACUUGUCCUUAUGAGGGCUGCUCUAAAAUUUGGACCCUCGAGGCGUAUCUUAAGAUUGAUCCUCCCGAAACCUGGAGAAGGACCCGAUAUCGAAAAAGAGCGCUCGUCAAGAGUGAAAUUCGAGGCUAUAGCUAUCGCGGAUAUGAGUAGCGGUAGUGCGCCUCGUGCAUAUGCAAGCUUCUCAUAUCCCUCAGGCGGGUACCACACGACUGGCCUCCUCCUAGCUCAGGCAGCUGCAUCGUUGCUCUACACCAGAAAUCUAGCAGGCCGGUUUUCCGGGGGUUGUCUCACACCAGCCUUCCUCGGUGAGGAUUUCUGGAGGAGAAUUCAAGAAGCGGGCGCAGUCCUUCAAGUCAACAUGGUUUAAGAACAUUUAAGUUUGGAAUUCUACAUACAAAGGUAACUACGGGGUAGAUUGUUAUUUAGUAUGUUCUCGGCCGGUCGAUAGCACGGUUUGGACAGUGGCUGCCAUCAUCUUGAGGUCGAUAUUCAGUAGUUACCUAUGUGGUCAAUCAUCAAGGCAAGGGCUUUAAUUAUGAGCACAGCCUCAGGCGGCCAUGAUUUGGGAUGAGAUGGCUUAGAAUAUUGUUAUAGAUAAGUCAAGUCUGGCUUAUUUUAAC
Daldinia decipiens is the source of this 1910-nucleotide messenger RNA. Its product is annotated as Saccharopine dehydrogenase-domain-containing protein. Lineage: Eukaryota; Fungi; Ascomycota; Sordariomycetes; Xylariales; Hypoxylaceae. The record is from RefSeq and is a predicted model, not a curated record. Gene Ontology annotation, cellular component: lipid droplet; mitochondrion; plasma membrane. The coding region runs from base 335 to 1657 and encodes 440 amino acids. Gene Ontology annotation, biological process: glycolipid biosynthetic process. The transcript is spliced from 4 exons.